AUGGGUAUUACUCCUUUAGAUUUGACGAUAGAAGAGGAGGAGAAAGCUAUCGUCCAGCUGAUAGGACAGGCCGCUCACCCUCUCGGGGGUACGAUGUUCGUCACAGGCGCUCGCCACCACGAACUCGCUCUCCACCUCGACAGCGAGCAGACACCUGGGUGCCUUCGUCUAAUAGGGGAUAUGGACGCCCACGAAGUCGAUCUCCACCAGCCUACCGACGCCGCUCGCGAACACCUCUGGGGAGGGGAUUUGGCCCAAAUGGCUACGAAAGAAGACGAUCACCGCCAAGAAGAUUCUCACCCAGGAGAGAAGAAAGGAUCAGGUCACCGCCGCCGAUUUGGCGUUCAAAAUCGCCUUUCAAUGACGGAAGAUCGCGCGAUUCAUCCCGUGGCCGCAAUAGCCCCAGACGGCCGCGCGACGCAACACCAGGCACCCAGGGAUUCCGACCCUCCAGGAGAGAUGGCCCACCAGCCCCUAGCCUCGACAAACCCGCCAGAACUUCUUCACCAAGAGCGCCAUCAGGAGUUUUGCCGCCGCCAAGUCCACAACCUGCUCCCCGCCGAGACUACGCGCUCGAUGGAACGAGCCAAGACCGGACCUUAUCAUCAAGACAUGCUUCGCCUGCACAAGUCAUCGCUUCAAAAUCCGAGGGGAUCCCGUAGUCGCUCACCUGUCUCCUUGGGCCCACAGGAUUCGUCCAAACCACCAGGCCGAUCCUCAUUACAAGACCAGAUCCCUGACACGGGAUCUUCCAAUACUCCAAAGCGGUCGGAAAAUGGAGAGCGUCUGUAUUCAAAUGACCAGUCCACAGCUUUCAACUCAGAGAAAAUACAAGAUCAGCACCAGAUGAGCGGACCCAGAGUUAACAACAUUCCAACCCAGCCCAGAAAUCACAGCGCAAGCCCACACCAUCUCCCACCACCAGGGCAAUAUCACGGACCGAGGCCGCCAUCCAACCCACGUGGGGUACUAUUGGCGCCAACUCGCCCUCGCCGUGGACCAAGCUCGCGCGAAUCUUGGAUAGGAUCUCCUCCGAUGCGCCGUGGCCCCAUUCCAGCUUCGCAUGGUCCUCCGGCAGGACCGCGUGCUUCUUUCUCCUCCUCGGUCGCAGGCGGAAGUUAUCGAAAUCUUACCCCACGACAAUCUAUAUCCGCCUCUGCAGCUCAACCGAUACCUCCGAGAGGGGGCAACUCUCUUGCAGGGCUGUGUGCUAUCAUACCGGAAGGGAGAUGCCUUCCGUCUCUUCUGGAACCUGCCGUAGAGAAACGGUUAUCUCAACUUGAUACCGACAAAGAAAAAUUGCUGGAACAGAUGGCAGAAACACAGCGAUCUAAACGAGCAGAGCUUCGAGACUGGGAUCGACUUGACCGUGAAAGCUCCAUCUGUGCUCUCAAAAGUGAACUGGCCGAGGGCAAUCUCCAGCGAAUGGCCGACGAGAGUACCGGGGGUGGGAUUUUGUUUUAA
Molecule: messenger RNA, 1464 nt
Organism: Penicillium antarcticum
Lineage: Eukaryota; Fungi; Ascomycota; Eurotiomycetes; Eurotiales; Aspergillaceae
Exons: 2
Coding region: 1-1464 (487 amino acids)
Source: RefSeq, a predicted model, not a curated record